Messenger RNA from Cavia porcellus (domestic guinea pig), 1821 nucleotides. It is a transcript of the gene Nipsnap2, whose product is annotated as nipsnap homolog 2. The transcript is spliced from 10 exons. Bases 88 to 948 code for a protein of 286 amino acids. The record is from RefSeq and is a predicted model, not a curated record. Gene Ontology annotation, cellular component: mitochondrion. NCBI's taxonomy places the organism in Eukaryota, Metazoa, Chordata, Mammalia, Rodentia, Caviidae.
GCCCCCAGCCCGGCCGGGGGAGGGGUCGCGGCGUCACGGCGGCGCCGGGCCGAGGAGGGGGCGGGGGAGCCGGGGCUCCGGAGCAAGAUGGCGACGCAAGUGCUGUGCGCCCGAGGAGCAGCCGCGGCCCGAGGCCUCCUGCGGCCGGCCGCCCCCUGCGGCCUCCUGCCCGGACUCCGGACAUUGGCGUCUUCCAGUAACAGACCUCGAGAAGACAGCUGGUUAAAAUCCUUGUUUGUCAGGAAGGUUGAUCCCAGAAAAGAUGCCCACUCUAAUCUCCUAGCCAAAAAGGAGACCAGCAGUCUGUACAAGUUACAGUUUCACAAUGUUAAACCGGAAUGCCUAGAAGAAUACAACAAAAUUUGUCAAGAGGUGUUGCCAAAGAUCCAUGAAGAUAAACAUUACCCUUGCACUUUGGUGGGGACUUGGAACACGUGGUAUGGCGAGCAGGAUCAAGCGGUGCACCUUUGGAGAUACGAGGGAGGCUAUCCAGCCCUCAUGGAGGUCAUGAGCAAACUCAGAGGAAAUCGGGAAUUUGCAGAUUUCCGUAAGGCAAGAAGCAACAUGCUUCUCUCCAGGAGGAAUCAGCUGCUUCUGGAGUUCAGCUUCUGGAAUGAGCCUGUCCCCCGCUCGGGGCCUAACAUCUAUGAACUCAGGUCUUACCAGCUCCGACCAGGAACCAUGAUCGAAUGGGGCAAUUACUGGGCCCGUGCAAUUCGUUUUCGACAAGACAAUAACGAAGCAGUGGGAGGAUUCUUCUCUCAGAUUGGGCAGCUAUACAUGGUUCAUCAUCUUUGGGCUUACAAGGAUCUGCAGAGCCGGGAGGACACGCGGAACGCAGCCUGGCACAAGCACGGCUGGGAGGAGCUGGUGUACUACACAGUCCCGCUCAUCCAGGAGAUGGAGUCGAGAAUCAUGAUCCCGCUGAAGACUUCACCCCUGCAGUAAGCUAGAGACUGUGUGUGCCUGUGCAAACGUGUGUGGCAAGUGUUGGUCCUAAAUUAAUUUAAUCGUGUAUCAAGUGAAACAAGACAUGCUGAAUUAUAAAUGGCUGUACAUAGCUUACAGAGACCUCUUAUCUUGAAAGUUGACAUAAUUGGAGAAAGGAAGCCACGUUGAGCUCCGAGGCCUGAAACACAUGCUAAUUUGUCAAACCAACUGGACGGUAGCCUGCCUUCCCUGCCCUCCAGGAAGAGAGGGUCCAGUCUGAAAUUAGAGUUAUUUCAAAACAAGAUUCCAACCAUGAAAAAAAUCAGCCAUUUCUUUGUAAAAAAAAAGCAAGUGCAUUUCAUAAUGACAGAUUUGGACAAAUUUCUUGUAUCCAGAAGAUAUGCAGAUGUAAUCAUUUCUCCUUUUUCUGAGUCGCAAGCCAGGACCCGUGACAGGUGGACUGGUCCGUGGAUGUGGAGCACCGGCUCCUUUCUAAGCAGCUAGAAUUGGGCGGCGUCCGGGAGGGUGUGUGUAUCCUGCACAUGGGGGAGGAGGCCUGCGCCUGUAUCAUGCGUGAUUUUUGAAAUGAACACCUUGAAUAGCACUGAUUUUUAUUUGUAAUAUUUUUCUAUAAAGCAAGUAGUACUGGGAGAGAGCUUUUAUUUUGUAAAGCAUCACAGUGACCUGAGACCCCUCAGCUUGCUCUGUCAGAAGCUCAGGCCUGCGCUUCCUGAGCGCUUGUGGGGCGGUGCAUGCUGCGCCGGGCCGUGUGUUCUGUGGGCAGUGAUCAUGGGAGCGUCCCCAUAAACUGAAAAACGAAUCUGCCCCAUGAAUUGAACUGAUAUGUAAAAUAAAGUGUGCAGAAAUCUCUCGCCAGAUGUUAAACUUUUA